Molecule: messenger RNA, 2576 nt
Organism: Pantherophis guttatus
Lineage: Eukaryota; Metazoa; Chordata; Lepidosauria; Squamata; Colubridae
Gene: MMGT1
Product: membrane magnesium transporter 1
Cellular component (GO): early endosome; plasma membrane; Golgi apparatus
Source: RefSeq, a predicted model, not a curated record
AUGCGCACACGGCGCCCUCGGCGGCUGAGGAGAGGAGGAGGAGGAGGAGGUGGAGAGGCGGAUGAUGGCGGCUGCCUCUCUCUGGAAAGGGCUGGUCGGGGUCGGGCUUUUCGCCCUGGCUCACGCGGCUUUCUCCGCCGCGCAGCAUCGGUCCUAUAUGAGACUAACGGAGAAGGAAGAUGAGACGUUGCCUAUAGACAUCGUUCUUCAAACUCUGCUGGCCUUUGCAGUUACCUGUUACGGGAUUGUGCAUAUUGCAGGAGAAUUUAAAGACAUGGACGCCACUUCAGAGCUAAAAAAUAAGACAUUUGACACAUUAAGGAACCAUCCAUCCUUUUAUGUAUUUAAUCACCGGGGCAGAAUGUUAUUCCAGUCCCCAGACACUCUCCACUCUUCCUCCAGCCAGGAUGUUUUGUCAUCCAGCACAUCACUGAAGUUGCGAAAACUUGAACCUCUGCACCGUUAAGAGAGUUUUUUUUUUAUAGACGAUUCUAAAAAUAGGACACUGAGCUGUAAUAUUGGAGCUGGAUAUAAACACUUUUUUUUUUUAAAUUUCUGGAGCAGUAUUUAUAUUGAUCUUCCAGGCUUUAGAGUAAUGUGCGUGCACGCCUGUGUUAUCUACACACAGGCGUGCGCACACAUACAUGAAUAUAUUAAAAAUAUAUUAAAAGGACUUUUGAACACUGGUCACAACUAAAAUUGUGAAUUGGCAAACCAUGAAAGUGACUGCUAAAAGUACGCAGUGAAAUAAUGCAUUUUACCUUUCAUUAAAGCACUAUGGUUAAAUCGCUUCUGGAUUAUCAAAAUCUGUGUCACCAAAUGCAGAUGGAGGUUUUAAUGGACUAGACAAGCACAGAAAAGGGUAUGUUGUAUUAUUUCCAGCGGAGUCCCUGACACGACGUGGUAGUUUCUGCAUCUCGUUUGUGGGUGGUCUAUGUGGAAUAUCUGGCCAGCAGAGCCAGUCAGGAUUAAUCUUUUACAAGUAGGAAUUUAGCCAACAUUUUGCCAAAGGGGUAUGGACUUAUCAGUUAGCCAUUGACUGCAAGUUCCCCGAAAUGCUCAGAGAUUAUGAAAAGUGUAUGCUUUUUGAGAAGUCACAAUGAAUGGCCAGGUCUUAGGCUAAGCAGGACACAGAACUGAAUCAGCUGCAAUCCAUCCACUUCUGUCAUCAAGCUCUUUAUUUAUAUCAUCAAGGUGACAGGCGGCUGGGGAAGACUUAGGGAGGAAGUGGUUUGAUAGCAUGCAAACUCUGCAGGCGGGAAAGACUUAGCAUUGUGUCUUGUAAUGAUUUCGUGAUUUAAUUUUUUUUUUUUGAUAGUGCCUUUUGAUUUGGCUCCCACUCGUACGUGCCGAUAAAAACAGGAUGAAGGCAGAUUUGCCCGUAGGGUUGCCGUUUUGAGCAACUGAACACGUUGAACUUGUUUUUCCACUGUGUUACUUCAAAAAACAAAAAACAAAACCCUAAUUGAUGCGAUCACCGGACUUCUUCCAGAAUUACCCACUUUGCAAUAUUUUGGGGGUGGGGAGGGCAUUCCCUUCGGCUCUGGCUCAGUACAUGCUUUGCUCCAAGCUUGAUUUUUUUUUCUUCUUCACGGAAUGUAACCAAUUUCAAAAUUAGCAACUCGAGAUGUAGAGAAGUUUGAAUGUCUCGUCUUGGAGCGCAUUGCCCCGUGCGUCUCCAGGGAUGAAAGUCUCGGGCUCCAAAUGGGUGAGAAGUCGGGUGUGCCGGCGGUUAAAAUAAAAAUGCAUGCACUUUGCAGAGCCUGGGAUAGGAUCUUUCCCUUAGAUCAGUGUUUCUCAACCUUGGUAGCUUGAAGAUGGGUGGACUUUAACUUCCAGAUUCUGGGAGUUAAAGUCCACCCAUCUUCAAGCUACCAAGGUUGAGAAACACUGCCUUAGAUGGCAAACCACUCCAGGGCAGGACUAUACAAAACCCAGCAGCUUUUUUAAUCUUAUCUUAAGAGAAAAACGGUGCUCUGGCCAAAGGAUCACAAUGCCAGACUUGACUCUUUCUUAGGUGAAACUUAUCAGACAUCUGUAAGGCAGUUGCAAAGCUCUGUUGGUCACCUUCCUCCUAAUAUCCUAGUAUUAAGAUACCUGCUCAGAGUAGCUGCCCGUUGGUUAUUAUGUGUGUCCCCCCCCCCCCUUCCUUUCUGGGCGAUUGUUUCUUCUAGCAGGUUUUUAAUUGUCUUGUAUCCAAGUAACUCUCCAGCCCAAAAUUCAAAGCAAUUAGGUGGGCAGUUCAUAGGGAUCGUGACAGCCAAAACAGCUCUAUAAAAUGCCAGUGAUUUGCUCAUGCAGUGUUUGCUGUUUUAGUAUACGCUGACGGUUUUGCCAAGGACUUGCGAAUUGUGCUACAAAGAGGCAGCCUUUUCUCUCCAAAGCCCAGGAUCUUUCCAUGCGUUUUGUGUUCUGGAUUUUGCACUCUUGUUCAAGCACCUUCUAGGUCUCUAAAACUUGCAAGGAAUAAACAGGUUCCCUUUCACUAUCAGUGGUUAUUUUACAAAUGUGCAAAUUUUGUUUCUUUCCCUUUUUGGUCUUGCAACGUCCAAUAAAGAACUAAUAUUAUUCCAAAA